Stylophora pistillata is the source of this 2263-nucleotide messenger RNA. RefSeq lists its product as uncharacterized. The record is from RefSeq and is a predicted model, not a curated record. NCBI's taxonomy places the organism in Eukaryota, Metazoa, Cnidaria, Anthozoa, Scleractinia, Pocilloporidae.
CACGAAUCUGAUCUGUUUUGUUUCACGAAAUUUUGUUUUCAUAUUUUGAUGUUCUUUUCCUUUCGCGUGUGUUUCGCGUAGUACCCUCUUAGAGCUAUUUUCUUCAUCUUAAGUUUUGUUAUGGUGGUAAAACGAUGCCCAAACUGCGAUCAGACGCUCCCUGUGGCAUGCAAAUCAUGUCCAUGCGGUCACAUUUUUAUCAGCCGAAAACUACAUCAAGCUCAAGUCAAAAAGGAAGGAGAGCAUGUGAAUGUUCUAGAACGUGAUAAAAGGCUCCGUCCUGAGCGGCCCAAGAAAGAAAAUCCAGAUUUUGAUUAUGAAUUCCCUGAAAAUCUUGUUUGGGUCAACAAAGACCAGAUGCCUCUUCCUUUAACUCAGAAAGAUGCUGUCAGAAUUGAGAAACUACAAGGCUUAGAUAAGCAGAUAUCACAGAUACCACAGCUUCCUCAAACUAUUGAUGGUGUGGUUCUUCCGAAAAAGAGAGGUCGACCAAAAGGAUCUAAGAACAAAGUUAAGACUGACUCUGUUACAGGGGAAGUUAUUCAUCCACAACCACAGCCAGUUCAGCUUGAUGAAGAUGGUAUGCCAAUAAAACGUAAGAGAGGUCGUCCAAAGGGCUCCAAAAAUAAACCAAAACCACAGUCCCUUCUAUCCCCAAACAAAUCCAUUAAGAAUGGAAAUAAUGAGGGCGAGGAUCAUACAUCCAGUGGAUCUGAUAACAAAGAACCAGUAGAUGUCAUGCCACAUAUUUCUCGUGAGAAAGCGGAGAUGUACUCCCUUAUUUUGAGUGACAUCAACCAAAGAAUGAUGUCACAGUCAUGCAUGAAGUAUGUGUAACUUAUAGAGAAGGAUGUUGUGUUUGAAAUGAUUGCAAGGUCAAAAUUAUUUCAAUUUACACUUGGGAUUUGGAAAAGGACUGAGUUGAGUGCACAGUUAGUGUGAAUUGGUUUUACACUAACAAUUGCCUCUGAAUUGUCUGAUGCACUAUUCAGCUGCUAAAUGAACACUAUUGACUGUAUCAGUAACAAAUUUUGCAGAGAAAAGUGUGAAGAAUCCUGCACAGAGUAAAAUUAUAAGAUGUGGUUCCUUUUAUUUCUUUUUGUUAUACAAGAAAAUGGAAAGAAAACCACUGAGGGAGUUGCAUGUAUUUGAUGAAUGAAUCGGUCAUUACACACCAAUAAUGUGAUACUCGGACAUGCAGUUAACCAAUCAAAACCAAGAAUUUUAGAUGUGAUUAUGAGUAAAGCUUAAAAUUGAAAGAUAUUUCUUGUUCCAGAUCAGUUACUUUAAUCAUAACUAAAGGGGGAAAAUGGAAAGUGUCAGUCAAUGGAGUUGAAAUCAUUUUGACCAAAAGUUCAUUUUGCAGGACAGCAGGUACGUGCAUGCAAAGGCCUGCCACCAGCAGUAUACUAUUUAUUUUUAAAAUUAAAUCUAAUCAGAAGAUAAGCUUACAUUUGCACAGUUGAAGCUCAUAUGUAUAUAGCUUUUGCUUUAAAAAAUGAGGCAAGGUUCAAGCACUUUUUAUUUCAAUUCAUUGUUAUAUAUUAGUUGACAGAUGAAGAUGGAAUAUGUCUUUCACACUUAUGCAUUGCAGACUGUGGAUAUGAUCACUAUUUCCUCACUUUUGUGAUUCAAAUUGAUCCAAGAUUGAAACCACCACAUAGAUUCAAUUUGGCAUCGAGUGUUCAUUUAUAGCAAUUCUAGCUUCAGAAUCAGCUUUUAAUUGCAAAUAUUUUUGUCAGUUUACAGCAGAACAGAAUGUGUGUUGGUUCUGACAUUUCACGUAGUUCAGUGGUGACUAAGCUUUUCAUUUACGUGCUAGCAUAAAUAUUUCGUGGAGAUAGUAGAUGAAGGCAGGUCCUUCACAUUUCACUUGCAUAUCUUCCACUAAACAAUAAUACAUUAGCUUACAGUCAAAGUUUCCAUUGUAGUUUAAUUAGUUUAAAUUUCAUUAAUUGUGACAGUUUUUAUGAUCUUUGUAUUUAGAUCAUUAAAACCAACAAAUGAAUGUAUUUUCAAGGCUAACAUAGUUAACUUUACAGGCAUAUUUUCCCUGCUACAGCAUAGUAAUUUUGUAACUUGUAAAUAGUCAUUUAAAUGGUUUGUUGUACUUUGUAGACCUAAAGGUAAGGUUUCUGAUAAGAAUUUCCAAGGAAAGAUGACAAUUAUUUUUGUCUUUUAUGCUAGACUUCCCAUAAUAUGUAAAGGAAAAAAAUUAGUUUUUGUGUCAAACGUUACAUUACAGAAAUGUAGGCUUUAACCU